AUAAAUAAAUUACAAUUACCGAACCAAAAACGCAACGUCAAAAGAGCACUUCUGUUUUCCUUUUAAUUAUUCUUACUUAUUACUAUGAAGUAAAUAGUAAAUAACAAUAAUUUUGGCAAAUACAGAACCAUGAACUCAUCGCCAGAGAAUAUUGUUAUCAACUCAUGUCAAUAUAUGCCUGUUUACCUGAUACAGAAUCCCAACUUUAAUCAGGUUAAAUCGUUUAUCGUACCGCAAAACAAUGAAAUCGUACAAAAUCCUGCCAGUAAUAACUUGAAAAGUUUUUAUGAAAAUAGCGGCAAAAUAGCAACUAACCUCGAUGAAAAUGUGGAGCAUAAGCCAAGAAUACUGAAGAAAGUCGAUAGCACCAUAUUCGGUAACAAUUUAAAACUGGCUAGUUUUCUCGUACCUAAGAAUGAUAAAACUAAACAAUAUGUUAGACCAGUGAAUAACGUCGUGCUUAAACCCACUAUUGUUACUCAAAACGCAACAAGUAUUAUUAAUACCGUUCCUAAAUUUGAUCCGAAUAGGAAGAUCGUGAAAUUAAAAAACAUCCCAAACAGUACAACAACAUCGCUACAAACAAAGAAGUUGCCAAAGAUUAAACCAAAAGAAAAUGCUCAAAACAUAAACAAACAUACUUCUGUGCAGUUAAUAAAACUUGGAGAUUCAUACCAUAGUCUCAAUGAAUUAAGUGAUGAACAGAAGAAAAUAGUAAAUCAUGCUUUGAAGAUAUUUAACAAGCCCGAGAACACACCAAAGGAACCCGCUUAUGAUCCAGUAACUAAUACAAGAUAUAUUUACAAAGUGUUAUCACCAAAAGAUUUGACACUAGUCGGUAAGAAAAACUUAAUAUAUACACAGAACAAAACGGAUACAAAAAAGGAAAUUGAAGAUGCAUUGAAAAAGAAGGUAGAAAAGAAAGAAUUGAAACCCAUUGUUACUCAGGAAAUCCAAGACGGACCAUCUGAUAUACAACCUGUCAUUUUAGAGACAAAAGUCACAAGAAGCGGUAGAAAAGUCAAAUUGCCAAAGCACCAUUCACCCGAAGAAGAUGAGACACCACAGAAGCAGAAGAAGAAGAAUGGAACUAUUGUGUCUUGCUUCCAAUGCUCCUCUGAAUUCAGUAGUUUGUACCGUCUGCAGAGACAUUAUGAGAAUCAUCCCACUCAUAUACCAGCUAAAGUCCACUCUAACCUGUUCCACUGUCUGCUGGCCAUCAUCAAGAGUGGUUCAGAAGAAGACCGAGCUAAUAUCUUCAUACAACAGCUGGAGCAGUUAAUAGUAAAGUUCAAAUCUCUUCUGCCAUGCUUAUUGAAGAAAGUGGACGGUAAUGAAGGCAAAUUGUGCAAUAUUAAUGAUGAUAUUGGCAGAUUAUUUGGCAUGAACCCUGGGAAGUACAAUCUCAAUAUAGACGCAUUGAGUUGUGUAAAGGACAAAGAGGGACAUUGUAGACAUAAUCCAGCAAAAACCAAUCAGUUUAAUUCGGAUUUGGGCAAAACCUCACAGAUUUGGUCCAAACAAAAUGAAGAGCCUAAUAAUGAGAACAAAAUCGAUGAUUGUGCACGAAUUAAUUCAGUCGUGAAAUGGCCUACAGUCUCUAAAAGAAACUGGAAGCAAAAAUCACAAACAACAAAUGCAAAGAAAAUAAAAAUAGAAUCAGAAUAUGACACUGAUAUUGAAUUAAAAAUGGAUGAUCUUAUAACAUUUACAGAAAACGAAGAUUUACAAGCAACAAAUGUACCUCAAAUACCAAAUGAAUUAAUUAAUGAACCAAUAGUUAAUAAGAAUCUUAAAAAUUUAAAUGAGCCGUUAAAAAAACCCAAUCAUGUUCAAUUUCACAGCGCACAUUUCGACAUACGAUCAUCUCCCAUCAAACAAUCAUCGACUGUGUUUUGCAAAUUCCAAAUUGAUCCAGAGAAAAUACCAAAAUAUGAAGUGCAAGUAAUAAAACCCCGCGGAAUAGAAACUAAACUGAACGAAGUACAUUCAAGUGAAUCAUUAAAUACAAAUAUAAGUACAAUAUUUAGUGAUUGUAUAGAUUUACAGGCAAAAGUAAGCGACAAUAAUAUAGAUUAUGUUAACAAAGACUGGCCUAUGAGUGUAACGGAACAAACUGAAAAUGAAAUCAAAUCAAAUACAUUAAUUGAACCGGCGCUAUUACAUUUGAUCAAUGACAAUGUAAAUAAAAAUGUUGCAAAUGAAAAUGAUUGGGAAAAUCAUGAGAAUCAAAACCAAUCAGUAUUAAAUUUUUUGGAGUCUUUAGACAGCGAAUGUCUAUCAUAUCCAGAGACUGAAAUUAGAAACAAUGCAGUUGAUUUUCAACUGGACUUGUAUUAAAUUAAAGUUAAGUAAAGUAUUUGUAUUACAAUUAAAAAUAUUUUUAUUUCAUGCAUGUAUAUGUAUUUGAUAAGUGAACAUGAACAAUGAUAAUUAAAUAAAACAUAGUUAAUUCUUCCCUGAUAAGUUUCUAAAACAUGAACUGAAUCAAAUAGAACUGUCAAAUGUUACUGUACGCAUAAUGGAGGAAGGUAACAAUUACAAGGAAAGGAAAUAAGAGAUGUUAAAUUAUUUUAAAUAUGCUUUAUUUACAAUUAAUAGUUGAUUAAUAAAAAUGAGAAAUUACAACCAA
Molecule: messenger RNA, 2632 nt
Organism: Papilio polytes (common Mormon)
Lineage: Eukaryota; Metazoa; Arthropoda; Insecta; Lepidoptera; Papilionidae
Exons: 8
Coding region: 130-2340 (736 amino acids)
Source: RefSeq, a predicted model, not a curated record